Molecule: messenger RNA, 1030 nt
Organism: Vollenhovia emeryi
Lineage: Eukaryota; Metazoa; Arthropoda; Insecta; Hymenoptera; Formicidae
Exons: 3
Coding region: 478-1023 (181 amino acids)
Cellular component (GO): extracellular region
Molecular function (GO): chitin binding
Source: RefSeq, a predicted model, not a curated record
AAUGCCAUGUUGUCCCACGUUCACACGAUUUCCAGGAUAAAUUUUAAGAGAAAAUCCUCCCCGUGUACGUGAUUUUCUACGUAAAGGAAAUCACUGAUCACACAGGAAAGUAUAGAUUUGCGCUUUUACGAAUAACAUAAAUAAAAACUGCCAAAUGAGCACAUCAUCAAGCCGUAAGCAGCGGCAUUUGCAUCGGGCCUUCGAGGAUGAUGUGGACGUCUGACGAUGGUCAUUGGCAGACCAAACGUGAUGGAUUUACUGAUUUCGAUGUACCGAGAAUCGGCCAUUCAUACAAUAUUCAAGAUCUUUACGCGCGAUUCACUAUAUAACACCCUUCUGCGAAUCACACCAUCAGUCUUCUCAAGAUCCCCGAACAUAGAACUACAAUAAAACGUCACAUUUAGCGACAAGGGACCACCGGCGCUCGAACAGAUAACGCAGGAAGAUACGCGUAUUCCGCGAUACCUCAUUAAAAUCAUGACGCGGGAGAGGCUCUUCGUCGUGCUACUUCUCGGUCUACUCGCGAUAGCUCUGAGUUUGCCCCAGCAGCCGAAAUCCAAGAGGCCUAAUCCAGCGUUCAAGCCACCUAAAACUGGCGGCUUGCUGCUCCCCGACAACGCAACGCUCAUUCGCGAGGACAUCGUCGACACGUUUUCGUGCCAGGACAGAAUUUAUGGCUAUUACGCCGACAUGGAUAACGAGUGCCAACUGUUUCACGUGUGCAUGCCGCAAGCGAGAGGCUCAAUUAGAUGGAGCUUCAUCUGCCCCUCUGAGACAGUUUUCAAUCAGGCGACAUUCGUGUGCACACGAACGGAAAGCUCGAUACCAUGCGAGGAAUCGGAAAAAUAUUACUCCCUAAACGAAGACAUCGGAAAGGAGGUAGAAGAGGAGGAGGAGGCGGAUCAGAACCGAGGAAAGAAAAACGCGACGAAGAUUUUGGAACCGGAGGUGGAAACGGUGUCGAAAAAGCCAUUCCCGAAAAAUUCGAGAUUGCUAAAUCGAGAGAAGUCGUUGCCUCAUUAAAAAGUUA